UUUUUUAAAAAGAAAAACAAAAAGUAUCAUCCGUUUAUACGGUAUAAUGGAUGAUAAUAAAUUUUUACCAAAAUUAUCACAAAAUUUGCUUGAACUUUUAGAUGACGAUGAAUUUUAUGAUGUAACAAUUGAAGUUGGUAGUGACCCAUACGUAAAAAUAUUUCGUGCUCAUAUGAAUAUAUUAAAUUAUCGUUCUCCUUAUUUUCGUAAAAUUUUAUCUGAUAAAAAUAAAAGUCAUGGAACUUUGACACAUAUUAAAUUAUCAGAUGUUUUACCUGAAAUUUUUCAAAUAAUUUUAAGGUAUAUUUAUGGUGGAAAACUUUUUUCUGAUGAAUAUACUAAUUUUUCAGUUUUCUUUAAAACCUUGGUUGCUGCUAGCGAAUUUGACCUUCAAGAAUUGAUAAGAUAUUCAAUUCAAAUAAUUUUUCUUCGAUUCCGGAAAAUAUUUUGAUUUCUCUUAUUCAAAAUAAUAAUCUUAAAACGAAUGAAGUUCAAAUUUGGAAUCAUGUUCUUAAAUGGGGACUCGAUCAAAAUCCAGGACUUCCUUCUGAUCCUGAAAGCUUUUCUGAGGAUGAUUUUAAUACAUUAAAAAAUACUUUACAACAAUGUAUUCCUUUAAUUAAGUUCGAUAAUUUUAGUUCAAAAGAAUUUUUAGAUAAUGUAUUUCCUUAUAGAGAAAUUCUACCCGAGGCAUUAUUUAUUGAUUUAAUAA
Messenger RNA from Rhizophagus irregularis DAOM 181602=DAOM 197198, 712 nucleotides. Lineage: Eukaryota; Fungi; Glomeromycota; Glomeromycetes; Glomerales; Glomeraceae. The record is from RefSeq and is a predicted model, not a curated record.